AUGUCCGAUAUUGGGGAUGAGAUGGACGUUGAUGUCCCCGUUGUCAGCAAAGAUGUGAUAUUUUCCUCCGAAGCCAAGCAAGGCAAGCGAAGUGCUGCCAAUCUGCCAGUUGAGGCUGAGGAUAGUCUCCCUUGGGUUGAAAAGUACCGCCCAAAUACCCUCGACGACGUCUCGGGCCAUCAAGAUAUCCUCGCCACUAUCAACAAAUUCAUCGACCAGAACCGUCUUCCUCAUCUACUCCUCUACGGUCCUCCAGGUACUGGAAAGACGUCGACAAUUCUGGCCCUUGCUCGUCGUAUCUAUGGAGCUGCGAACAUGCGCCAAAUGGUUCUCGAACUCAAUGCCUCAGAUGACCGUGGUAUCGAUGUAGUGCGAGAGCAGAUCAAGACAUUUGCCAGUACCAAACAGAUCUUCUCCAUGGGUGGUGCAUCUGCCCGCUCAGGCAACUCGAUGGCUGGAUUUAAGCUCAUUGUUCUGGAUGAGGCUGAUGCUAUGACGAGCACAGCCCAGAUGGCUCUACGACGAAUAAUGGAGAAGUACACCACCAACACACGGUUCUGUAUCAUUGCAAACUAUUCCCACAAGCUUAGCCCAGCGCUUCUGAGUCGAUGCACACGGUUCCGCUUCAGUCCGUUAAAGGAGGGCGAUAUUAGGGUGCUAGUUGACAAGGUGGUGGAGGAGGAGCAUGUUAGGAUUGGCGGAGAGGCGGUUGAUGCGUUGGUGAAGCUAAGCAAGGGUGAUAUGCGAAGAGCACUGAACGUUCUACAGGCCUGUCACGCAUCAAGUACACCAUUGCGAGCGAAGGAUGCACCCAAAGUGCCUGACAGCGAAAUUGAACGCGAAAAUAUCACAACGGAGACUAUUUAUAACUGCAUCGCGGCACCCCCACCUGAUGCCAUCAAAGAGAUUGUGUCGACGCUGCUUAAGACAUCGGAUGUCACAAGUUGUCUAAACACUAUCAACGCUCUCAAGGUGUCGCGAGGUCUUGCGCUGGCGGAUAUUAUCACAGCGCUCUCCGAGGAGUUAGUGAAACUAGAGGUUGGUCCUGAGGUCAUGAUCACCUGGCUGGAUGGUCUCGCCAAUAUCGAGCAUAGAGUCGCCGGUGGAGGCAGGCCCAAGAGGCAUUGUAUUUGUGAACUUGCUGUCGCAUUUCACCGAGAAAUCGCUGUACGUUUGAAAGAUCAGCAAGACCGCCAUACAAUUACGGCUACAAUGACCUCAAUCGCUUCCUCUGAUGCUGGAAAUUUAACUGUUGAGCCACUGUCAGAGCGCAACGUCUCUCGGAUCCCGCUUAUUCUCCCUCAUGAGCGCGUAUUCCCAAUUCAAAUCGGCAGCGAAUUGUUUAAGCUCUCCGGGGCAUCGUUAUCCUCUGACGCACCUUCAUACUUCUCCCAAUACUUCGUUUGCCAGUUGGAAUCGGCAAAGGAACGAAACGACGAGUCGAGCUCGGCUAUCCGAACGCUCUACAUUGAUCGCGACCCAGUCAUCUUUCGCGAUAUCUCUCUCCAUCUUCAGGGCUACCAUGUUCAGCCUCGCGACGGCGAGCACUUUCUCUACGAGGAGAGUAUCUUUAUCUCCAUCGGCCAUCGCGAGUUUCAGAUUCCUCGUGAGAUCUUCAACGACCCAGGAAAUUCUCCGAACUACUUCUCCCUCGGCUUCGCUGCUUUCUUCUCACGCCCGGACGAUCUCUUCCCUGGCAUUGACCGCGAAGGCCUUAUCCGUCCACCCUCGAUCCUCCCUCCUUCGGUUCCGAAGCGCAGCGCUGAUACAUUUGCUGAGCUCCUACACUUUCUCCGAGGAUAUCCUAUUCGAAUACGUGAUGAAGCCCACCGCCAGGAUCUCCUCAGCGAUGCGCGCUACUUCCAUUUUAAGGGCCUCGAGCAGCGCCUUAUCCCGCAUUCGCUAAGUUACAAUCAAGCCACGAGACGUGAUGAGAUUGUCCUUCGUCUUGAGAACAUACAGAAGAGUGGCGUUAGUGUCUUUAUUAGCAAUACAGACCCGUUGACCGGCUUUGUGCAAUACGCUCGACCUUAUGUGGACGAGAAGCCUGCUGAGCUGGUCCUCGAAAUUGGCGGCGAAACAACAAAGCUUCAUUUCUCAGGAAGUAAUGCUAGGGCGGAGUUCUUCAGGGACACCAAAGCACGAGUUGCGAAGUUGUUUGAGCUUGUCUCGUCAAAGCUAAACUUUUCCCAGGCGAUCAAAACUGAACAUCUCACCAACCAUGGACAGUUGACAAACCUCGGAAAUGCACUAUUAAAGGAAGAUCUUGUCCGUAUAGCCCUCGAGCCCGAAUCAGCCAUUAUUCUAGAUGGGAAGGACUAUCUCGAGGAUUUCAUCAAUGCCGCGGCGUCCGAAUCUUCCACAAACGAAUAUCCCCGGAAGCGAAAGCGAGCAGAUGGUGACUCAGGCGAUGAGGAGUGGGUUGUCACGACAGGGCAAUGGAGGUUACGCAUUCAGAACGCACCAAACGGCAGGGGUGUUGAAUGUAUUCUUGUUGCAGCCAAGCUUGAUGCAAUGAGCUCGCAAUUGUCGCGUAACAUGUCAAGGAGCUUUCUGGGAAGCUAA
Molecule: messenger RNA, 2565 nt
Organism: Fusarium oxysporum Fo47
Lineage: Eukaryota; Fungi; Ascomycota; Sordariomycetes; Hypocreales; Nectriaceae
Product: activator 1 subunit 3
Exons: 6
Coding region: 1-2565 (854 amino acids)
Biological process (GO): DNA replication
Molecular function (GO): ATP hydrolysis activity; ATP binding; DNA binding
Source: RefSeq, a predicted model, not a curated record